AUAUAUACAGCUUUUGUAUGAGGUGUAUAUCCCUCAGAUGCUGUCAGCUGCCCCUCUAGAUACUUGACCCUAACAAUCCACAAUAUGCCAAUUACUUCCUUAUUCAAUACCUGCACAAAUCACUUUUCUGAUAUAGUGUGGGUUCAAAGUGCUCCAUAUGUAAUAGCAUUGUAGAAGAAGAAUUCAUAUGAAUCUGCUGUCCCCCUUCCAGCUGCAUGCUCCAGGUCCCCCCCCCCCCUCCUGCGCGGGAAGCACAAGGCCCCACCUCAGUGUGGGUGGGUGGGGGGUGGCAGGGUGCCAGUCUGCCAGUGACUGUUCCGUGUGUGUGUCCGUGAGCUCAGAGCCUCCCUGCUGUGGGGAAGCAGCAAGGAGCAGCUGGACCCCGCUACAGAUACAGGGUCACAGCAGUAUGGCAAGCACUGCCAUUGAUGGACCCAUUGGCAUCCCAUUUCCAGACCAUGGAAGUGACGUUCUAUGUGCUCUCAAUGGUCAACGGCAGAGAGGGGAACUCUGUGACGUCCUCCUCCUGUGCCAAGGCCAGGACUUCCCAGCUCAUCGCUCAGUGCUUGCUGCUUGCAGUCGCUACUUCUGUCAACUCUUUACAUCAGGUCCAGCCGUUGACCGACUGACUGUCUAUCAGCUAGACUUUGUGACUGCUGAAUCUCUGGCUGCCCUUCUGGAUUUUGCCUACACAGCUACCCUGACGCUGAGCGCAGGGAAUGUAGGAGAGAUAUUGGAUGCCUCACGUCUGCUGGAUAUUAGCUCUGUCAGGGAUGUGUGUGCUGAUCUUCUGGAUGGACCUUUCCUUGGCAAUAUGAACCCAGAAACUCUGGGGGAUCCCCAAAAUUUAGUGCGGGCACAAGAGUACCUGGAGUACUUUCAGAGCAAGGGACAUUCACAGGAGUCAGGGAGUCCGUGGACUAAUCGGUACCCUCUUGGUGAAGUGGAAACAUCACUACCCAAUGGGAAUGAUGUAUACCAUAAUUCCCUACAAGGGAAUGGGCCAGAGAGGCCACUUUUGGAUGCUUGGCAAGUAAAAGAAGAGGAACAAACUUAUGUACCUUCCCAAAAUGGUCACUACAGAGUCCACCUGGAGGAAGAGGAGGAGGAUGAUGUGGUGGAUUCAGGUGCUUCCCCUUUGUUAGAAGGAGUUGUGGGACACCCGGGUCUGGAGAUGGACAGCCUUACUGCCAGUGCUCUUCUUCAGCAAAUGAUGAGUGUGGCAAAGCGGGAGGGGGGAGGGACAGAAGAUGGGAAUGAAGAGGGACUUAUGGAUUAUUACUUGAAAUAUUUCCGCAAUGGCCCCCCUGAUGAAGAAGAAGAGGAAGGGGAAGAGGGGGCAGGGGUAUUUGUGGGUUGGAACCAAAAAGUGGAGAAAAAGAUGAGGGCCAAAGCUUUCCAAAAGUGCCCUAUCUGUGAGAAAGUCAUCCAGGGUGCGGGAAAAUUGCCACGGCACAUCCGCACCCACACUGGGGAGAAACCGUAUGAGUGUGUCAUCUGCAAAGUCCGGUUCACCAGGCAGGACAAGCUGAAGGUGCACAUGCGGAAGCACACAGGGGAGAAGCCCUACCUGUGCCAGCAGUGUGGAGCGGCCUUUGCACACAACUACGACCUGAAAAACCACACACGUGUGCACACAGGGCUGCGCCCCUACCAGUGCCAGGCCUGCCACAAAACAUUUGUGCGAUCUGACCACCUGCACCGACAUUUGAAAAAAGAUGGCUGUAAUGGAAUCCCUUCUCGUCGAGGGAGAAAACCAAGAAUUCGAGAAGGGGCUGCUCCUCUCCUUCCUCCACCUCCUCUUCACCCAUCUCCAGGGAAUGGCAAUGGGCCCGGGGAAGCCCUUCAGGAUGGUCAAGAGGUUGAUGCAAUAGAUGCCUCCUAAAUAUAAACCAAAAAUACUAGAAAUCUCUAAAUCUCUAAACCCAUAUAAAUAAAUAUAUAUAUAUAUAAAAAUAUAUAUAUAUUAUAUAUAUAUAAAAUAUCAAAGUAUAUCACGGGGGUUACUGGCCUAAUUAGCACCAUCCUCCAAAGGGGAAGGGUUGGGAGUUCUACUUAGCACAGGGGACCGAAGAGGGGGACUGUGUCCCUCUAGGGGUAAUCGGGUUGGUGGGAAAUGUUUUUUUGGGUUUGUGUGUGAGACCAGGGGACGUGUGGAGACUUUUAUGCGUGGGGGAAAUGCACUAAAACAGAGAGCAGCAAUUACACUGUAAUGUCAAAUGGAUUACACUAAAUUAAUGUAAAACACACUUCCUUUGUACACUAAUAUACAUGUGGAUUACACAUGGUUACUCAGUAAUUAAAUGUAAUAUGAUUACUUACACUUUAAAUACAACAUGGGAGAAACCUACAACAUCUGGAAAUAGCACUCAGGAGUUAGACGUUUUUGUAGUGUAAAUACAUUCUGCACCAACCAUCCAUUUGUAACAAGAAUCUUAUGAGAUGGGUGGAAUUUCUUAAAUACAUUCCUUAAAUAUGGAUACAUUAUUAAAGGGACAUACAACUCUCAAAAUUUCUUUUACACAUAUGAAAGAAUUUGUACAUGCUAUAAAAAGGUUACAGUUAAAUCUGUACAGUACAGUAUAUUUGUGUAGUAUUGGUCAAAACUCUCAUAGCUUCAUUGCUGGUCAGUAACACACGUCCCCUAGCAUAAAUAAAGAAACAUUUAUUUAUUUUUUUCUUAAAAAAAUGUAAAUGGUUCUGUUUAAUGUCCCUUCAAUAAACACAUCUUACAUUAGCCUUACUAACAGAAGAUUUAUUAUUGUUAUACAUAGCCUGCAGUUUAUAGUGUUGUACUGAUAUCCUACAGUCAGUGUAGUGACCAAUUCACACAGUGUGAGUAUGUUUUUUAGCAUUAGUUUAGUAACAUGAAUAGUGCAUUACACAUUAAUUGCAGCUAUGUGUGUUUACUGGUGUAAGUACAUAUAAACGCAUACAAACACUAUGUAGUUAUAUAUCUUCUCAUAAUACAUUUUUAGCACAGGCAUUCUACAGUAGUACUGCAGCUACAAAUAAUAAAAACACUGUAUAGUUACAAAAUUAGAUUUUUUUUUUAUCAACAGUUACCUAAAAAUGUCAGUAUUCUGCCGGGUUUUUAAUUUAUAUUAGUAUAUUAUUAGUAUAUUGGUUGGCCUUAUGCAUAAUCACUGAAUGUAUUUACUGUAUUUGCCGUCAAAGCAUUAGAUCGAAGGCUCUUCCAAGUAUCUACUACACUUUAGUAUUUUCUUUUUUUUUCUAUUCCUUUUUCUAAAUUACCUCGUUAUCAGCUAUUCACUCAUUUCAAAUCAUGGCCUCUUGUUUUAUUAUUCCUCUAUGUAUCUCUUAAAUUAAUUCACCCAUAGAGGAUAUUUACUAAUAUGUAACCCAUGAAUAUUGUAUGUUACAUUUUUAAAUGUUUAUAGAGCCUGUUAUAUAGUUAUAUUCCGCCUAUUACAAUGUAUUUCUGGACAUUAUAGAUACUAUCAAAAAUGCUGCAACUAUACAGAUUUUAAUUUCUGUAUAAUUGAGAAAAUGGAUAUUGUAGUUUGUAAAUUAUUUAAUUAAUUACAGUCAAUUAACAGUGUUUCCCAAACUGUUGCUGGCAACACUACUAUUCUUCUAAAUUGCUCCAGAUAUUUUGUAUUUUAAAGCUAAUAUUACUUUAAGUAGCCUGGAAUUAGUAAGUAAGGCUUGCCUGAUCAGGUAUGCAGAAGUAGUAUUUAAAGCAAAGUAAAAUCUUAUUUAUAAGGAUGUAAUUGGCUUUCUCUACUAAACUGCCUCUACAGUUCUAAAAACUCACAUAGUUCCUCUUCAUAUUCAUCCAAACACCUCCAUCUUUAGGGUCACUCAUUUUUUGAAUGUGCAUCACUAUAGUUACAACAUAAUAAUGAGAAGCUUUCAUGUCUACUGGAGUAUUACAAACUAGUUAUAGUGCUAAUUUGUUAUAGCAUCAUAAUAACAGUGUAAUAGCUGCUCCUCUGACCUGCAGAGUAAAGACAGUCCUGAUAUUGUGUUCCCUUUUGAUGCCUUGUCAGUGAAAUAGUAGUGAGUUGUGGUAGCUGUUAACCCUUGCAAUGCCACUGAAAAGCUGCCAGAAAAAAAAAAUGUCAUAGAAUCUCACUUGACAGUAACAUCUACCACUACCAAUAUGUUUUAGACACUUUGGAACUGUGGCUCUCAAGGGUGCCAUUUUUAAAAACAACCACAAGGCGGCGGCAUAAUUGCAUUUUUAUUAUUUUUGAAAAUCCUGUAAUGGUAAAGUUGGUAUUAUUACCAUUUAGGUCUGCAAGGGUUAACACAAUUAGCAAUAAGGGGUGGUUUGGGAAGAAGAUAUAGCACUUCUUUUUUUUUUUUUUUUUUUUUUUUUACCAGAAAAUGAAUAUUUUCUGUAAAUUAUAUAUAUAUAUAUUUUUUAACUUCUCGGCUGCAAAAUAGAGAAAUGAUCCUGUUAAUAGCAACAUGUUGCAGCUGUUAGGAGACGAUUGGCCACUGAGUACAGUGACAAUGAGUAUAAUUGGCAUCCUGCAAGAGCUGGUACUGCUACCAGAUUCAGUGCUGCACAUGAGCAAAUGUUAUGUAUGUUGCAUGUGUUUUUAGAUAAGCAUACAAUGAAUUCUAAAACCGCUCUGGCAAGUAGAUGGGAAGGUGAAAAAGCUGAAAGCUUGCACAGAAACAUUCAUCACCACCAUUCAUCUUAGAAAAGAGGGAGCGAAGCACCUUAUUAGUGAAUUAAAUUCCCUGUGAUGUUUACAUGUUUUUGGGGAAUGAGACUGUCACGUUUUUGCACAUUUGGGUCUCUGUUCUGGGAGUUAAGGAGGGUGAUGCUAAUUAGGUCAUGUGACUUCCCCAGAGCCCUCACAGCUGAUUGCACUUGUAAAGAAGCUUGAAUUUUAGACAGGAAUUUUAUUUUAUGUUUGUAAUUUUUUUCUCUCCUUUUUAAUGUUAUUUUGAUGUGUUGGUAUAACAUUGCUGGGGACACGGGAGACCCCUUCUACACUGCAAAAGACCUCCUUCCUUCACCUGCAGAUUAUUGGAAAACAAAUAGCGGUAGGUUUCCCUCCCUCAAAUUUCCAGGACAGGCCCAGACAGUGCUGGUUUCUAGCUAAUUUAAAGUGACCAGACUGCAGGCAUUUAAACCAGACUCAGAAUUAGUUUUUAUUUUUCUAACGCCUACUACUUUGCAGGUUUAUCAAGACAGGCUGAAGUAGUGCUGGUUUCUUUCAAAUAUGGCACAGUCUUCUAACUAGAUACUCAGGAGAGAAUACUGUUGCCUGACUUCAUAUUAUCGGAACAGGCUUAGCCAGGACUGGUCUCCAUGUGUUAUAGUCUGACUCAUAACUGCAGAUUAUUAGGGAAAGCACAGACCAUGUUGGGCAUGUAUAUGAUAUAGGGUGAAAUGCCGGUUAUGGGGACAGAUACUGUGUUUGAUUUCUAUCUAAUAUUGCAUGACAUCAUGUUAGCAAAACAUACUUGGCCAGCACUGGUGUCUAUUCUAGGAUGAUCAGCAAACUACAGAUUAUCGGAAAAGGUACUGAUGGUGUAGGAUUUUAUAUGCUAUAGGGUGACCUUUGAACUUGCAGAUUGUGCUGAGCUUUUAGCAACUUUAACAUGACACCUUGACGUGCUUAGACAAUGUUGGUUUUCUGUCUAAUAAAUGAUUGUAUUGUGAUUUCCAAAUAGGCCGACACAGUACUGGAUUAGUAUUUAAGGCAAUGUGACUUCCUCACUGCACAUUAACAGGACAGGCUCAGAUGGUGCUGAGUUUACAUCCUAUGUAGUGUGGUCUCAUGACUGCAGACUGUCAGGACAGGUUAACAGUGCAGGGUUCUCUGUAAUAUAGGGAGAUCUUCUGGCUGUAAAAUAAUAACUAAUGCAGCUAAUUAAAAGAACAUAAAAAACAUCAUGGAGUUUUCAGUUCUGUCCCCUUUACACUGUACAUUCCACAAUAUUAAUUACAGUAGCUGAAUGGGACACUCCAUGUCUCUAUAAAGCUGCUCAGCACUUUAAUGUCAUUGUCAGGGGGACAAGUAAUUGGAUGCUUUUUAUGAUUGACUCCUCUGUGCUCUUGCAGUAUAGGGGUUAACCCUUUGCAGUGUAAGUCCCUCUGCCCUCAUUCAUUCCAGCAGGUGGAGUGUUAGCUCUUGGGGCCAGCUAUUUUCUUGUCUACCAAUCCUGGCACUGUCAGGUAACUGCAUAUGCAAAAUCUCAUGUUCUCCUGUAAAUAAAUCAGGUCUUUGAGACUC
Molecule: messenger RNA, 6221 nt
Organism: Bombina bombina (fire-bellied toad)
Lineage: Eukaryota; Metazoa; Chordata; Amphibia; Anura; Bombinatoridae
Gene: ZBTB7A
Product: zinc finger and BTB domain containing 7A
Exons: 3
Coding region: 188-1885 (565 amino acids)
Biological process (GO): regulation of transcription by RNA polymerase II
Molecular function (GO): RNA polymerase II cis-regulatory region sequence-specific DNA binding; protein binding; DNA-binding transcription factor activity, RNA polymerase II-specific
Source: RefSeq, a predicted model, not a curated record